Alosa alosa (allis shad) is the source of this 1053-nucleotide messenger RNA. It is a transcript of the gene gmfg, whose product is annotated as glia maturation factor, gamma. Gene Ontology annotation, molecular function: Arp2/3 complex binding; actin binding. Bases 438 to 866 code for a protein of 142 amino acids. The transcript is spliced from 7 exons. Lineage: Eukaryota; Metazoa; Chordata; Actinopteri; Clupeiformes; Clupeidae. Gene Ontology annotation, biological process: negative regulation of Arp2/3 complex-mediated actin nucleation; actin filament debranching. The record is from RefSeq and is a predicted model, not a curated record. Gene Ontology annotation, cellular component: actin cortical patch.
AGGAAUUUCGUGGUGAAAUUCUAUUUACAUGGGCAUAGAGCUAUUGCUAGUUUAGAUGAGAUCCAAAUUGCCAUUGUGAAAUUCAACCUCUAACCAGAAGCACAAACAUAAGUACACAUACACAUAGCACUCUUUUAUCUCUAAAUCACUCAUUUAGAUGAAGACAAUGGACAGUGACUUACGAAUAUAAAGGGCAGAGAGGAAAAUAUAUUGCAUAUCUGGUUUGUUUUUUGUUGUUGUUGCUUCUGCUGCUGCUGUGUUAGUGCAAAUGUGACAUCAAAACACUCACAGUAAUGAGAAGCCUAUACCCUCCCAAUAUGCAAAUAGCCAUCUUAUAACUUGAGGAUGUCAGUUGUGUCACAAGUCAGAAGGGGAACAGGAGGAAAAAACAGCUUCAUAGAUCAAAAGGAAGUAGGUCUCAGCUUAAAGACAGAGAAAUGGCAGAUUCUCUCGUAGUAUGUGAAGUGGAUGAAAGCCUGAAGGAAAAACUGAAGAAGUUCCGUUUCCGAAAAGAGACAAACAAUGCAGCCAUACUAAUGAAGAUUGACAUGGUAAAACAACUGGUAGUGGUGGAAGAGGAGUAUGAGGAUAUUACUCUUGAUGACUUGAGGGAAGAGCUCCCUGAACGUCAGCCCAGAUUCAUUGUGUACAGCUACAAAUAUAACCAUGCGGAUGGGCGUGUCUCAUACCCACUCUGCUUCAUCUUCUCAAGUCCAGUAGGGUGCAAACCUGAACAACAGAUGAUGUACGCGGGCAGCAAAAACCGUCUGGUUCAAACUGCAGAGCUGACCAAGGUGUUUGAGACUCGAAAUGCAGAUGACCUGACAGAAGAGUGGCUGAAAAACAAACUGGCAUUCUUUCGUUGAGAGGAACAAAACCUCUCCAAACCUUUUGUACAGUAUUGUCCAUAAAGUAUUGUUCUUUGUUUGUUGUUGUGCGGUGGACAGAAGUGAUCAUUUUGGACUUUAAAAUGAAAUACCACUUAAACAUUCAUUUAUACAAACAAAUAAGAUAACUUUUACAAACUUUUAUUUUAAACUGUACUACGAUAGA